This is a messenger RNA of Rangifer tarandus platyrhynchus (Svalbard reindeer), 2100 nucleotides long. Lineage: Eukaryota; Metazoa; Chordata; Mammalia; Artiodactyla; Cervidae. The record is from the annotation of a GenBank genome assembly.
AUGGGGGACCCCAGCCUCUCCAGACUGCAGUUCGCCCCCUUCAGCAGUGCCUUGGACGUCGGCUUCUGGCAUGAGCUGACCCAGAAGAAGCUGAAUGAGUACCGGCUAGACGAAGCUCCCAAGGACAUUAAGGGUUAUUACUACAACGGUGACUCUGCGGGGCUGCCAGCUCGCUUAACGUUGGAGUUCAGUGCUUUCGACAUGAGUGCGCCCACGCCAGCCCGCUGCUGCCCGGCGGUCGGCACACUGUAUAAUACCAACACUCUGGAGGCUUUCAAAGCUGCAGAUAAGAAGCUACUCCUGGAAGAAGCAGCAAACGAGAUCUGGGAAUCCAUCAAAUCGGGGGCCGCCCUGGACAACCCUGUGCUCCUCAACAAAUUCCUUCUCUUGACAUUCGCGGAUCUAAAGAAGUACCACUUCUACUACUGGUUCUGCUCCCCCGCUCUCUGCCUUCCAGAGAGUAUACCCCUCAUUCAGGGGCCAGUGGGCUUGGAUCAAUGGUUUUUGCCAAAACAGAUUCAAGCCCUGGCACACGCGUAUGAUGGCCUUUGUCAGGCAGAAGGAGUCCCCGCGCUGCCUUACUUCCUAAUCAAGUAUGAUGAGGCCACGGUGCUGGUCUCCUCGCUCAGACACUACAGCGAUUUCUUCCCGGGGCAAAGGACAAAGAUAACGAUUGGCGUAUACGAUCCCUGUAACUUAGUGCAGUACCCGGGAUGGCCUUUGAGGAACUUUUUGGUCCUGGCAGCCCACAGAUGGAGUGGCAGUUUCCAGUCCGUGGAAGUGGUCUGCUUCCGGGACCGCACCCUGCAGGGGGUGAGAGACGUCGCCCACAGCAUCGUCUUCGAAGUGAAGCUUCCAGAGAUGGCAUUCAGCCCAGAUUGUCCCAAGGCAGUCGGGUGGGAGAAGAACCAAAAGGGAGGCAUGGGCCCGAGGAUGGUGAACCUCAGCGAGUGCAUGGACCCUAAAAGAUUAGCUGAGUCAUCGGUAGAUCUCAACCUCAAGCUGAUGUGUUGGAGAUUGGUCCCCACUCUGGACUUAGACAAGGUGGUGUCUGCCAAGUGUCUGCUGCUUGGAGCCGGCACCUUGGGUUGUAACGUAGCCCGGACGUUGAUGGGCUGGGGCGUCAGACGCAUCACGUUCGUGGACAAUGCGAAGAUCUCCUACUCUAACCCCGUGAGGCAGCCUCUGUAUGAAUUUGAAGAUUGCCUGGCGGGUGGGAAGCCCAAGGCCCUGGCGGCAGCAGACCGGCUACAGAAGAUCUUCCCCGGAGUGAACGCCAGAGGGUUCAACAUGAGCAUCCCCAUGCCGGGGCACCCCGUGAACUUCUCCAGCGUCACCCUGGAGCAGGCCCGCAGGGACGUGGACCAGCUGGAGCAGCUCAUCGACGACCACGACGUCGUCUUCCUGUUGAUGGACACCCGGGAGAGCCGGUGGCUGCCUGCCGUCAUCGCCGCGAGCAAGAGAAAGCUGGUCAUCAACGCUGCCUUGGGAUUUGACACCUUCGUUGUCAUGAGACACGGCCUGAAGAAGCCCAGGCAUCAGGGAGCCGGGGACUUGUGUCCCAGCUACCCCGUGGCAUCUGCCGACCUCCUGGGCUCAUCGCUGUUUGCCAACAUCCCUGGCUACAAACUUGGCUGCUACUUCUGCAAUGAUGUGGUGGCCCCAGGGGAUUCAACCAGAGACCGGACCUUGGACCAGCAGUGCACUGUGAGUCGUCCGGGAUUAGCCAUGAUCGCAGGAGCCCUGGCGGUGGAGUUGAUGGUUUCCGUUUUGCAGCAUCCAGAAGGGGGCUACGCCAUUGCCAGCAGCAGUGACGACCGCAUGAAUGAGCCGCCAACGUCCCUCGGCCUCGUGCCUCACCAGAUACGAGGAUUUCUGUCACGGUUUGAUAACGUCCUUCCCGUCAGCCUGGCCUUUGACAAAUGCACAGCUUGUUCUUCCAAAGUUCUCGAUCAGUAUGAACGAGAAGGAUUUAAUUUCCUGGCGAAGGUGUUUAAUUCUUCACAUUCCUUCCUAGAGGACUUGACCGGUCUUACGUUGCUGCAUCAAGAGACCCAGGCUGCUGAGAUCUGGGACAUGAGUGACGACGAGACCGUCUGA